AUGGAGUUGCGAUUACACUCACCAGCGGGAGCGGAGCCCAUCGUUUAUCAGUGGCCACUCACUUCUGGAUCAGGCGCCGAUCGUCACGAUGGAGCCAUUGAUGUUGUCGAAACGAUGAGAUGGGUCUGUGAUGAUCUACCGGACCUAAAAUUACCACUGGAGAAUAAUAUUCUCCAAAAUUAUGACACCAGAGAUUAUGAUAGUAUGAAGGGGUUAUGUGAUCGUUUUAAUCGAGCUAUUGACAGCCUAGUGCAGCUGGAAAAAGGAACGAGUUUACCAUCAAUGAGAUUAAAUAAACGACCUAGCAGAGGAUUACUUCGACACAUAUUACAGCAAACAUACAAUCAAGCGGUGGUUGAGCCCGAUAAAUUGAACCAAUAUGAACCAUUUUCCCCAGAAGUUUACGGUGAAACUAGCUACGAGCUUGUUUGUCAAAUGAUUGACCAAAUAGACGUCACUGAGGACGAUAUUUUUAUUGACCUUGGAUCUGGUGUUGGUCAAGUUGUUUUGCAAAUGGCUGCAGCGACUUAUUGUAAAAUUUCAUUGGGUGUUGAAAAAGCUGAAGUGCCUUCACGUUAUGCGCAGAGCAUGGAAGUGAAUUUUCGAAAAUGGUUGAGUUGGUACGGAAAAAGAUGUGGAGAGUAUCGUUUAGUAAAAGGGGAUUUCUUAGCUGAUGAAAACCGUGAGAGUAUUACUAGUGCAACUAUAGUUUUUGUAAAUAAUUUUGCAUUCGGUCCAACGGUAGAUCAUCAAUUGAAAGAACGUUUUGCUGAUUUACGAGAUGGAGCGCGAAUUGUAUCAUCUAAAUCAUUUUGCCCGUUAAAUUUUCGUAUUACAGACCGAAAUCUCAGUGAUAUUGGAACAAUAAUGCAUGUUUCGGAGAUGACACCUUUAAAGGGAUCUGUCUCUUGGACUGGGAAACCAGUAUCUUACUACCUCCAUGUAAUCGAUCGAACAAAAUUAGAACGUUAUUUUCUUCGUCUUAAAAACAAUAGAAUGGGCGGACCAGACCUUGAAAACUCUGAUUCUGUGAUAAGUAACACUGCCAGCAAUAGUAGUAGAAUAUCAAGUAGAGCUGAGCGAGGAGAUAGAGCCAAAAGAGAUUUAUCACGGCAGCUUGAAAGUCCCAAUAAUUCUGAAUUAAUUGGUACAAAUAAUUUGUUACACAGUCAAACACUGUUGAGUACAUCACCACAAGCUAUUGGUAAAAAGCUACCUCCAGCCCCUGGUACUGUUGAACAGCAUCUUUCCUCGUUGUCAUUGUCAUUGCAAGCUAAUACUACAACUGUACAUGAAGAGCUUAGCAUACCUCCAGCACCGGCUGCAACUCCCUAUGCACUGCAAAUUCUUCUCGAUCAUUACAGGGACCAAUUUAUGGCAAUGUUGGAUUCAUUAAGGACGCCUGCAUACAAAGACUCGGUAAAUGACGAGCUGACUAAGGAGCGUGAACGUAAUUCAAAAUUACAGUCACGUGCAGCGCAAUUAGAAAAACAAAUAAAGGUAUUGAUUGAUGACAGUGUGGCAUUAUUAAAAGCAAGAAUGACGGAAUUGGGUAUUAAUGCCACUUCACCGGGUGAUUUGCUUGCAAAGGCUAAAGAAAUCGUACUGAGGCAUAAACAACUGCAAGCGAAAGCCAGUAAAUUACAAGCUCAAGUGUCGUCAAUGGAGACUGAACAAACGCGAUUGGCAACGCUCAGGCAUCAAGAGCUUCAUGAUAAGUACAACAACAGCAGUAGUCAUGAUAAUGCUAAUAAUAUUUCAAAUCCUCCUCCGCAGAACGGAAAGAGUCCACGUAAAACCCGUGAAGGACGUUCAAGGUCUCAGGAGUGGCCUGAUGUACCGGAUAUCGGUAAAAUACAAGAAAACAAUCCGGAAAUUUUAGCACAAAAAAUUUUAGAAACUGGUCGUCAGAUAGAAGCUGGCCGUAUACCCAACAGACUCAAUUGUUCUGGUGGUACAUCAAAUAUUAACAACAACAACAACAACAACAACAACAACAAUGGUAAUAUAAAUAUUAAUAAUAAUAAUAAUAACAAUAAUAAUAAUAGCAGUAGUGGUAGAGUUAAAUUACCACAAGCAAACGUAAACUUUUCAUCAACGUCGGGUGUUACUCAAUUACAAGGUAAUUCACGAGAUGUUAUUAAUCGUGUUCAAGAACCACCAAGAGUUAAUAAUUUUGAGGACCGCCUAAAGAGUAUCAUUACCAGUGUACUGAAUGAAGACCAACAGAAUAGAAAUAAACAGCAGCAACAGCAACAGCCCCACUCUUAUCAGUUACAAACUCAGCAUCAUCAACAACAACAACAACAACAGUCACCUCAAUCCACUGACUUUGAUCGUAAACGUACGAGUAGUAUACCACCAAAUGUAUCAACACCCGAUUAUACUCAAGUUUCACCAGCAAAAUUAGCGCUACGUCGACAUUUGUCCCAAGAACGCCUUACGUGUCAUUUAGUACAGCCCGAUAGAUCAUCGUCAGCACCAGAUUCACGGCAGCUAACUCAUAAUAAUAAUAAUAAUAAUAAUAUUAAUAAUAAUCAUAUUGCUAAUAAUAAUAAUAAUAAUAAUAAUAAUAAUAAUAAUAAUAGUUGUAGUGGUAAUAAUGACAAUCGUAUUCCAUCGACCGGUACGAGUACUGGAUUACUCGGUACAAGAACAAUCGGUGAUCUCGUGAACGGUGAGAUUGAACGAACGCUUGAAAUAUCUAACCAAUCAAUUAUUAACGCGGCAGUGGAUAUGAGUGCAAUGAUAAGACCCGAAACAGUUUAUUCCCCUAUUAGUAGACCUGCUAGUGCAGAAGGUGAAACAGGUCUUGCUACUUUGGCGCACGUUGCUAGUUAUGCACCAAAUUGUUCAGCUUCUGCAUCAACUUCAACUACAUCAACUUCACGUUCUUCAGUUUUAUUUACACCUGCUUCUCAAUCCCAAAGAUAUACACCGGUUCAAUUACCGCGAGCAGACUUGAAACCUUACCAUGAAUCAUAUUUUGGUGAUAAUUCAACGCAGUUAAUAAAACAAACUCAACAUACUACGGUAUCUCAUCCAUCUCAGUCAUCAGCGUCAAAUGAUGAUUUACAGCCUGUGGAGGGUCUUGCAGCAUCGCUUCAUGCACGAAUAAUAAAUAAUCACAGCGACAAAAAUGAAUCUUCUAACAAUCGAAGAUACCAACCGUAUCCACGUUACGUAAACAGUAGCAACAGCCACGGCAGUAAUGAUGGUAGUGUACUCUCGCCUCUACAAUCACAAUCAGCAGUGUCUUUAGUUAAAAUAGAGACAAAUGUCUCAUCGGUGAGCACAAGUGGAGCACCUCUGAGUCCUCUUAUUGAACCACAUUCUAAUACCUCAACACCGCUAGUUGAUGAACCACACAUGACUACGCAGAGACAGUCCAGUGGGAUAAUAGAUGAAGAUGGUGAAGCAGACUGGCAAGAUCGUAUUAGUUCGGGUUUCGAUAGACUAGUUGCAUUUGCCUCAACAGAACUUGACAAACGACGGAGGUCUACGGAAGGCGUCAACACAAGUCCAGACAGUGGAUUAGGAUUAGAUAGCGCAGUUAUUGGACCACCUCGAGUAGCACCUUCACCGGAUGAAGCACUCGGUCCUCCGCGAACACCAUCUCCGACUAGUCCACGACCGCCAAAUAAUUGUACCGCACCGAGUAAUAGUAGCAACAAUAACAGCAACAAUAACAAUAACAGUAAUAGUAAUAACAGUAACAAUAAUAACAAUAACAAUUCAUCGUCGGUACCGCUUAAAUAUCAGCGACAGUCGGAUCCCGAAAGGCAGCAUCAUUUUAAAAAAAAGUUUUUUCAUCGCGAUUGGAAUAAUUCUGGUAGUACAAGUAAAUUUCGACCUAAAGGCAAAGAUUGGGACUGGAAUAAUUCCGGUAAUUGGCCCUCUAAUGGCGAGCAAUCAUAA
This is a messenger RNA of Cotesia congregata, 3918 nucleotides long. NCBI's taxonomy places the organism in Eukaryota, Metazoa, Arthropoda, Insecta, Hymenoptera, Braconidae. The record is from the annotation of a GenBank genome assembly.